Messenger RNA from Ambispora gerdemannii, 541 nucleotides. The record is from the annotation of a GenBank genome assembly. NCBI's taxonomy places the organism in Eukaryota, Fungi, Glomeromycota, Glomeromycetes, Archaeosporales, Ambisporaceae.
AAUAAUCACGGACAUAAUUGGCGAGAUCGUAAUAAUGUGAAUACUGGAAAUCUGCAUCAGCAAAAUAAUAUCAGACCAAAUGCAUCAAAUGGAUCAGCGAACAAUGGACAAAUAAACAACAAUACCAAUACGGCGUUGUUAAUGCAGAUUAAACAACUCACUGAUGCAUUACAAAACGGAACAACCAGCAACAAUUCUCUCUUAGCUACUCAUGAAUAUCUGGCAGGUGAAAGAAAGGCUAAGACCACCACUCGAUAUAAUCCACUCGAAAAGGGAAAAGAAAUUAAUAAAGUUGACACUGAAACCGAAAAUAAAAUAAAAAAACAAUGGAAUACAUUGGAAAGAAUCGAAGAAGAAUCCUUUAAUCAAUCCUCCGAAGAGGUGAAUAAUAUUCAGAGUAGUGAACAACAACAACUACCAACUCUCAAAAUUCCGGAAAUCCAAGAGACAUUUUCAGAACUAUUCGAAUAUUUCCAGAUCAUACGAAAGAAAUUACAACGUACUGAAAUCGACUUUAAUGAGGAGAGUGUCUACAGCCCCU